Messenger RNA from Abrus precatorius (Indian licorice), 1871 nucleotides. Its product is annotated as actin-related protein 7-like. The coding region runs from base 177 to 1262 and encodes 361 amino acids. The record is from RefSeq and is a predicted model, not a curated record. The transcript is spliced from 7 exons. Gene Ontology annotation, biological process: anatomical structure morphogenesis. Gene Ontology annotation, cellular component: nucleus. NCBI's taxonomy places the organism in Eukaryota, Viridiplantae, Streptophyta, Magnoliopsida, Fabales, Fabaceae.
ACAUCUCAUUUCCGUGACUGUUUAAUAACGUUCAUUAGUUGAAAACAAAAUAACUGGUGGUAACCGGAAGUGCGAAGACAGAGUGAAAAGACAGGUUCAAAAUUGACACUCGCUAAUUUGGGUUCAGCUGAGUGGAACCAUUAGCGAAGAAACAAGAGCUGAGCUUAGGUCUGGUGAUGGAAGCGGUGGUGGUCGACGUUGGCUCAAAGCUCCUCAAAGCGGGUUUUGCAAUUCCUGACCAGACUCCCGCCAUGAUAAUUCCCACUCAGAUGAAACGAGUGCUUGAUGAUGCAUCAGUCACUGAUACUUCACUAGUUGAAAAUGUCACUGUUGACCCUGUUGUACGAGGAUUUGUCAGAGAUUGGGAUGCCAUCGAGGAUUUGUUGCACCAUGUUUUAUAUACUGGUCUUGGAUGGGAAAUUGGCAAUGAAGGACAAAUACUAUUUACAGAUCCACUUUGUACCCCUAAGGCCAACAAAGAACAGUUGGUGCAACUGAUGUUUGAAGCAUUCAACAUAUCAGGGUUUUAUGCAUCAGAACAAGCAGUGUUAUCACUGUAUGCUGUGGGACGUAUCUCAGGGUGCACUGUUGAUAUUGGACAUGGAAAAAUAGAUAUUGCGCCAGUAAUUGAGGGUGCUGUUCACCACAUAGCCUCGAGAAGAUUCGAGUUUGGAGGUAUUGAUCUGACUGAUUUCCUGGCUCAAGAACUUGGCAAAUCCAAUCCACAAGUAAACGUCAGCGUGUCUGAUGUUGAGAAAAUAAAAGAGCAAUACUCGUGCUGUGCUGAAGAUGAAUUAGCUUAUCAGAAGACCCAAUAUUCUUGUCCUGUGGAGAAGCAUACCCUUCCUGAUGGACAGGUGUUAGCAAUUGGGAGAGAAAGAUAUACUGUUGGGGAAGCUUUAUUCCAGCCAAGCUUAUUGGGUUUAGAGUCUCAUGGCAUUGUUGAGCAGCUUGUCCGUGCUAUUUCAACUGUGUCAUCAGAUAAUCAGAGGCAGCUGCUGGAAAAUACUGUGGUUUGUGGUGGCACUUCUUCUAUGACUGGUUUUGAAGAGAGAUUUCAGAAGGAAUCUAGCUUGAGUUCAUCUGCUGUUCAACCUACCUUGGUUAAGCCUCCAGAAUACAUGCCAGAAAAUUUAGCCAUGUAUUCUGCAUGGGUGGGAGGUGCCAUACUCGCCAAAGUGGUUUUCCCUCAAAAUCAGCAUAUCACUAAGGCAGAAUACGAUGAAACUGGACCUUCUAUAGUUCACCGGAAAUGCUUCUGACAGUAUUCAUCUGCACGAUUUCAACAACUGUUUAUUACUCUGCAUCUAUACUGUUAACGUGCCAAAAUCAUUGUAGAUUCUAAAUGCUGGAUGUCCAUGUGUGUGUAUUAUGUUAAAGCUGCAAUGAUCUCCAUUCAUGCAAUCUUCUUACUCUGCAUGCCUACCAUGGAACUGGAAGACGAUUUCCGUAAAUACACGCGUGUAUAUGUUAGAGCACUAGGAGCUUGCAUAUCUUUGUAAUGUGAAUAUCCGUGUAAAAUAUUCAUUUUUGCCCUUUGUAACCUAGAAGCUACUCCUCUACUAGCACACCCCUUCUCCUUUUAUAUGAGUAGUUUGUAAUUUAUGCUUUAAUUCAUCGAUUAGUAAUUUAUAGUCUUAUAAAUAAUGUUUUGGGAAUAGUUUGAUAGGAAAAUUAUAUGCAAGACUUCUAAUCAACUAUCCAUUCGUAACUGCAGUACUAUACUGCUGUCAUAAUGGAGUUUCACGUGACUAUGGUUUCAUGCAGUUAGUGCUAUGAAAUAGACCCAGAUUUGAUCUGUGGCACGGAACCUUGAAAUUACUAUACCUUUGGGUUUAACUUAUUUUAGUGAAAUAAUCAUUUAAUUUUAU